GUUUCUCAUUGCUAUCCUUUUGAAACAGACCUCCCCUCAGCAUCACAAUGUUGUUGACAGCUUAGCAUGUUGUUACAGCAGAAGCACCCUAUAGCUCGUCUAAGAGUUUAGUUAUGAUCCCGAUGAGGCUUAUUCAUAAAUAUCCAUAUUCGUUAUAACAGAAAAUGGAUGCAGUGUGCAACACGCGGCUGCUACUUGAGUUAUAGAGCGGUAGCAGUUCAGAUAGCGAGGGUAGCCUGACGAUACCGAGAGACAGAGAUGAGCAAAGACUCCGAAGUCCAGAGUGAAAUAGUUGUAAAACGCAGCUGCUCGAACAAAAAGAGAAAUCGAGAUGGAAUGAAAAGUGAUUUAACUCCGGCCAAGAAGCGGCUCAGUGCUGAGCACUGCAAAACAACUGAACAUAGAAAUCUGAUGAAGAUCAAGAGAGAAGAAGACCCUGUGACCGAGCAGUGCUGUAGUGACAGUGAGGAUCUCUUUGAUGGCUACGAUAGCAUCAUCGCUGACUCCUCCUUCCUAGCCAAGCUGGAAGAUAUUGAACAAGUAACGCCACAAACCACCACAAGCACUGCUGAUCAUCUCGCAGACUUCACAGACGGUUUCCAUGAUGCAUCACUACGAGAUUUACCGAGUUCCCAGCUUGCGUUUCAGCAAGUUGUUCAAAAUCAAUUGCAUCUUACCCACACAGAUAGACCUGGCAACACAUCUACUCCUGAUAAGAAACACUCAAUGCAGUCUGUCUGUGAAGAUCAGUACAAACCAGCCAGGAGGGCCAGGAGAAGUAUGGCUGACCAGCUGAAGAGGGCCAUGAAGGAAAACGCAGCUUCUUCAAACACUGUGUCAAAGACAGUUCUUCAGAAACAGGCAGCAGUGAGUGAAGAAAUCAGUGUUGCUGUGCAGACCAUUGAGUCUGUGACCUCAGAAGGAGACCUGGGUCCUUUCUUUGGGCUUCCAUCCAAAGUUAAGGAUCUAAUCAUGAGACUGAAGAGGAUCGAGGACUUGUAUGAGUGGCAAAAGGCGUGCCUAAAUUUGGACUCAGUUCACCACAGAAAGAAUCUGAUCUACUCUCUACCAACGAGUGGAGAGACGCUAGUGGCGGAGAUCCUCAUUCUUAAAGAGAUUCUCUGUAGGAAGAAAGAUGCGCUGCUGAUAUUACCAUAUGUGUCCUUGGUGCAAGAAAAGGUUCGAGGCUUGGCGAGUUUUGGUAUUGAGUUGGACUUCUUAGUAGAAGAGUAUGCUGGGAGUAAAGGAAAAUUUCCUCCUGUAAAAAGACGAACCAAGAACUCACUUUACAUCGCCACAAUCGAGAAAGGCCACAGCCUAGUGAACUCGCUGAUCGAGACAAACCGACUGGACAACAUCGGCCUGGUGGUGGUGGAUGAGCUCCACAUGCUUGGAGAUGGCAGCAGAGGAGCGAUUCUUGAGAUGACUCUGGCUAAAGUGCUGUACAUAAGCAAAAGCACCCAGAUCAUUGGGAUGAGUGCAACGCUGGGCAACGUAGCGGAUCUCCUGAACUUCCUUGGGGCGGAGAACUACACAAAUGACUUUAGACCUGUCCAGUUGAAUGAAUACGUGAAACUGAAAGACAGUAUUUAUGAAGUCGAUCCAAAAGAGGAGCAGUGUUUCCGGUUCUCACGCUUACUGACUUUUAAAUACUCUAGUGGGAUGCAAAAACUGGAUCCAGACCACAUCAUUGCUCUGGUUACUGAAGUAAUCCCCCAGCAGUCCUGUUUGAUAUUCUGCGCCACUAAGAAGAACUGUGAAAAUGUAGCUGGUAUGAUCUGCAAGUAUUUGAAUAAAGAAUUUCUAAAGCACAGAGAAGAGGGGAAAACGACUCUGUUAUCUGAGCUGAGGAAAAGUGGGAACGGCUCGCUGUGUCCUGUGCUGCAGAAGACCGUUCCCUAUGGCCUGGCAUACCACCACAGUGGUCUGACCAGUGAUGAAAGGAAGCUGCUGGAGGAGGCGUACUCGUCCGGAGUGCUCUGUCUCCUCGCCUGUACGUCCACCCUGGCUGCAGGAAUCAACCUCCCCGCCCGGAGAGUGAUCCUCCGCUCGCCGUAUGUGGGCACGGACUUCUUAAAGAGGAGUCAGUACAAGCAGAUGGUGGGAAGAGCAGGCCGUGCUGGGAUUGAUUCGAUGGGCGAGAGCAUCCUCAUCCUGCAGGACAAAGACAGAGACAGAGCCAAACAGCUGGUGUGUGCGCCAAUAGAGAACUGUUAUAGCAACCUGUUACAGGAUGGAAGUUGCAGUCUUCAAAGUCUUAUCCUCUCACUCAUCGGCCUUAAUAUAACAUCCACUGUAGAGCAGGUCCUGGAGUUCAUCUCCAGGACAUUACUCAGUGUCCAGGAGACUCGACUUUGUCAGCAGAAGAGUCUUCGUGAGCUUGUAGUGGAGUCUGUAGACAUACUGAAAGAGAAGGGGCUCAUCGGCAUUUCUCCACACGAGCAAUCUUUGCUAAAUGUCACCAAACUGGGAAGAGCAACAUAUAAAGGCUCAGUAGACCUGAGAUACUCUGAUGUCCUCUACAAAGACCUGUCUAAGGGUCUGGAGGGUCUGCUGCUGAACAGUUUCCUGCAUUUAGUGUAUCUGGUCACUCCAUAUGACCUUUUGUCCCAAAUCAAACCAGACUGGAUGAUCUACUUCAGCCAGUUAACAAAGUUGUCUGUGGCUGAACAGAAGAUGGCGGCCGCUAUUGGAGUACCCGAGAGCUUCCUAGUUCGGAAGGCAGCUGGGCAGAGUGUUAGGAAGAGUGUGGACUCUGCAGUGGUGAACAGACUGUACCUGGCUCUGGUGCUUUAUUCUCUCCUGAAUGAGACAAACAUAUGGAACGUUUCUGACAGAUUCCAAUUGGCCCGAGGCCUCAUUCAGACCCUCGUCAGUUCCGCCUCAGCAUUCUGCUCCUGCGUACUGCAUUUCACUGAGGAGUUGGAGGAGUUUUGGGCCUAUAAAGCUCUCCUCACUGAGCUGACCCGCAGACUGACCUACUGCGUACAGGCCGAGCUCAUUCCGCUAAUGGAGGUCGCUGGAGUCAUGGAGUUCCGAGCUAAGCAGCUGUACAACGCUGGCUAUAAGACGCUGGCUCAUCUGGCCAAUGCUGACCCGAGCAUGCUGGUGAAAACUGUGGAGAAUCUUAAUAAAAGACAGGCUAAUCUGAUUGUGGCCUCAGCAAAAAUGCUGUUACAGGAGAAAGCAGAAGCUCUGCAGGAGGAGGUGGAUGAGCUGCUUAUGUUCCCUGCUGACCUGCCUGAAUCUGUAUAUAAUGCAAUUUAAUUUAACAUAUACUGUUACAUAUGUAUUUAUAUUUAUUUGUAAAUGUUAUUGCAUGUGUUUAAAUGAUAAGAAAUAUACACUGUGAAUUUCUCAGUUUGUAUAUGCUUUUUUUUGUCGAUCAUGAAAGCCAUCUGUUCAAUAAAUGAAUACCAAAUAUAAUAUAACUA
Molecule: messenger RNA, 3434 nt
Organism: Silurus meridionalis
Lineage: Eukaryota; Metazoa; Chordata; Actinopteri; Siluriformes; Siluridae
Gene: helq
Product: helicase, POLQ like
Molecular function (GO): ATP binding; nucleic acid binding
Source: RefSeq, a predicted model, not a curated record